UGCAUUAUUUGUCUCUAAGUUUUCAAAAAAGAAAAAGAAGUGUAACGUUAAGAUCACUCUUUUCUCUUCUUUAAAUAGAUGGCAAAUGAUCUAUUAAAUGAUGAAUCUCCAACAACUAUGGUUUGAGUUAAUGUUAAGAAUACAGUAAACCCUAAAGCUUGUUUUUAGAGAAGAGAAGAAGAUAAAAGACGAGAAAAGAGAGUUAUUACCUUAUUGAACAUUAGAAGCUAAUGGCGUUCGAGUGUAUACAUGUAGACUCCCCAAAGCGAAGCCACACUCUUGAUGUCUCUCUCACUCGAAAGGUGGCAGCCGAAUUUGUGGGCACAUUCAUCUUGAUAUUUGGUGCAACAGCUGCACCCAUCAUCAACCAAAAGUACAACUCCCCCAUGUCACUGAUCGGAAACGCAGCAUGUGCCGGCCUAGCUGUGAUGAUCGUAAUUCUCUCAAUAGGACACAUCUCGGGUGCCCACCUGAACCCGUCGCUCACCAUCGCUUUGGCCACCCUCCGCCACUUCGCUUGGGCCCAUGUCCCUGCCUACAUCACCGCCCAGGUCUCUGCUUCCAUAUGUGCCUCCUUCACUCUUAAAGGCGUUUUUCACCCUUUCAUGUCUGGUGGUGUCACAGUUCCGUCCGUUGGUACCGGUCAAGCCUUUGCUCUUGAAUUCCUCAUUACCUUCAAUCUCUUGUUUGUCGUCACUGCUGUUGCUACAGAUACUCGAGCUGUUAGAGAGUUGGCCGGAAUUGGAGUUGGAGCUACAGUGAUGCUCAACAUUCUUAUUGCAGGGCCAUCCACCGGUGGUUCGAUGAACCCAGUGAGGACUUUAGGCCCUGCGGUCGCCGCUGGAAAUUACAGAGAACUGUGGAUAUACAUGGUGGCUCCUACACUUGGGGCCAUCGUUGGCGCCGGAACCUACACCGCCGUGAAGCAUAAAGAUGAUGGAAUAGAUGUUCUGCCGGAGGUGAGCAGUUUCCGUCGUUGAUAGUGAUGGUGGUAGCUAGCUAUAAUGUUUGUGUUUAAAUGUUCCCUUUUGCUUUGUGUAUUAUGAUCAUUAAUUAAUUAUAGAUAUAACUUUAGUUUUUGUCAUAUAUAUAUGUUGCAGUACUCUCUAAUAUUCACACAAGUUUAA
Messenger RNA from Cucumis sativus (cucumber), 1127 nucleotides. RefSeq names its product probable aquaporin NIP5-1. Bases 231 to 980 code for a protein of 249 amino acids. Gene Ontology annotation, molecular function: channel activity. The transcript has 5 exons. Gene Ontology annotation, cellular component: membrane. Lineage: Eukaryota; Viridiplantae; Streptophyta; Magnoliopsida; Cucurbitales; Cucurbitaceae. Gene Ontology annotation, biological process: transmembrane transport. The record is from RefSeq and is a predicted model, not a curated record.